UACUCCCUUGUCGACUCCAGCCAGGUGUCAACCUUCCUCAUCUCCAUCCUCCUCAUCGUCUAUGGCAGCUUCAGGUCAUUAAACAUGGACUGUGAGAACCAGGAGAAGGACAAGGAUGGAAACCCCACCAACACUGGCUCCUUCAACAAUGCCAACUCUAACAACAGUAUUCAGACCAUAGAUUCCACACAGGCGCUGUUCUUGCCCAUCGGAGCCUCAGUGUCUCUGCUCGUCAUGUUUUUCUUCUUCGACUCGGUUCAGGUGGUGUUCACCAUAUGCACUGCAGUUCUAGCGACCAUCGCGUUUGCAUUUCUCCUGCUGCCGAUGUGCCAGUAUCUGACCAGGCCCUGCUCCCCACAGAACAAGAUCUCGUUCGGCUGCUGUGGCCGCUUCACGUUGGCGGAGCUGCUGUCGUUUUCCCUCUCUGUCAUGCUGGUUCUCAUCUGGGUGAUGACGGGCCACUGGCUGCUCAUGGACGCUCUUGCCAUGGGUCUCUGUGUGGCCAUGAUCGCAUUUGUGCGACUGCCUAGUCUCAAGGUGUCGUGCCUGCUGCUGUCCGGCCUCCUCAUCUAUGACGUGUUCUGGGUCUUCUUCUCCGCUUACAUCUUCAACAGCAACGUGAUGGUGAAGGUGGCCACGCAGCCUGCCGACAACCCCCUCGACGUGCUCUCACGCAAGCUGCAUCUGGGCCGGGAUGGCCCCCGCCUCUCCCUGCCCGGAAAGCUGGUGUUCCCCAGCUCCACCGGCAGCCACUUCUCCAUGCUGGGCAUCGGUGAUAUCGUCAUGCCGGGCCUGUUGCUGUGCUUCGUGCUCCGAUACGACAACUAUAAGAAACAGGCCAAUGGAGAAGUGCCCGGUGCUGUCAACAUGUCUGGCCGCAUGCAGCGGGUUUCCUACUUCCACUGCACCCUGAUUGGUUACUUUGUUGGUGCGUAUCGCAGCAGUAUCAUCCGAAUAAACUCUGCCAUUUAA
This is a messenger RNA of Sinocyclocheilus rhinocerous, 972 nucleotides long. RefSeq names its product signal peptide peptidase-like 3. Gene Ontology annotation, biological process: membrane protein proteolysis. The transcript has 7 exons. The record is from RefSeq and is a predicted model, not a curated record. Gene Ontology annotation, cellular component: Golgi-associated vesicle membrane; lumenal side of endoplasmic reticulum membrane; cytoplasmic side of endoplasmic reticulum membrane. Bases 85 to 972 code for a protein of 295 amino acids. Gene Ontology annotation, molecular function: aspartic endopeptidase activity, intramembrane cleaving. Lineage: Eukaryota; Metazoa; Chordata; Actinopteri; Cypriniformes; Cyprinidae.